Molecule: messenger RNA, 3033 nt
Organism: Trifolium pratense (red clover)
Lineage: Eukaryota; Viridiplantae; Streptophyta; Magnoliopsida; Fabales; Fabaceae
Product: kinesin-like protein KIN-14N
Exons: 17
Coding region: 482-2767 (761 amino acids)
Biological process (GO): microtubule-based movement
Molecular function (GO): microtubule motor activity; microtubule binding; ATP binding
Source: RefSeq, a predicted model, not a curated record
ACCAUUUUCUUACAUAGAAAUUCAUAGUAUAUAUAGAUCGGAUAUAUUAAUUAUUCAAUAUUUUUGUUUAUAAUCGUAAAAUAUUAAAAUAAAAUAAGUAAUAACCUUUUUGAAAAAAUUUCACAUCUUUUCUACUUUUUAAGUAACCCUUUCUCUUUCACAUCUUUCUUUCCUCUUGAAAAUUUUCUGUGUUUGUGUGGAUCAUCACCACCACCAAUCUCUUCUCUUCUUCCUAAAGCAAUUCACUUUGAUAGCUUGUUAGCUUUGAAGACAAUCCAUGGCCCCACAAUACUAAUCUCUCUCUAUCACUUUCUCUCUCCUCACUCACUCUGCACUGAAGUCUUGUUGAGCUUCAAAAACUACAACUUUACCUCAUAAAAUCAUUCACAUUCACACCUUCAACCUCUUCAAAGUGUUCAAAGGUUGUGUUUGUGAUGAAAUUCUCAUAGAGUGACAAGAAAGAGGUAAAAAAAUAUUAAUAAUGGUUGGAACUCCAAUGAAUGGAAGAAGACUCUCUUAUGGAUUUGGAAAUGGUGGACAUGAUCUUGGUCCAAGUAGUACUCCACCAAGCAAUGCUGGUUCUGAUUAUGGAAGCUUCAUAGAUUUCACAAGAGAAGAUGUUGAGGCUUUGCUUAAUGAGAAAUCUAAAAGGAAAGACAGAUUUAAUUACAAGGAAAGAUGUGAAAAUAUGAUUGAUUAUAUAAAAAGGCUUAAGGUUUGCAUUAGAUGGUUUCAAGACCUUGAGUUGAGCUACUCAUUAGAGCAAGAGAAGUUAAAGAGUUCAUUGGAAUUAUCCCAACAAAAAUGCAUGGAAAUAGAGUUGUUGCUCAAAAUCAAGGAAGAAGAAUUGAAUUCAAUUAUUACAGAAAUGAGAAGGAAUUGCGCUUCUUUGCAAGAGAAGUUAGUGAAGGAAGAAACAGAUAAAUCGGCUGCGAUGGAAUCUCUUGUUAAAGAGCGAGAAGCUAGGCUUGACUUUGAACGGUCACAGACUACAUUAUCAGAAGAUCUCGGUAGAGCUCAACGAGAGCUUGAAACUGCGAAUCAGAAGAUAACUUCGCUCAAUGAGAUGUAUAAGCGGUUACAAGAGUAUAUAACAAGCUUACAGCAGUACAAUGGAAAACUUCAUUCUGAGCUUUCAACAGUUGAAGGCGAACUCAAACGUGUCGAGAAAGAGAAAGCAACCGUAGUGGAAAACCUUACAUUGUUAAAAGGCCAACUUGCUUUGUCUACUGCUUCUCAAGAAGAGGCUAUAAAACAGAAAGAUGCUUUUGCCAGUGAAGUUACAUCCCUUCGAGGUGAGUUGCAACAAGUGAGAGAUGAUCGAGACCGCCAAAUAUCUCAAGUGCAAAACUUAAGUACUGAAAUAGUGAAGUUUAAAGAUUCUUCAGAAAAGUCCGGUUCCGAACUGAACAACUUGACCAUGAAAACACAUGAAUUGGAGACAAAAUGUACAUUACAAGAUAAUCAUAUAAAGGAAUUACAAGAGAAGCUAACGAUUGCAGAGAACAAAUUGGAGGUUUGUGAUAUAUCUGCAAUUGAGACAAAAACAGAAUUUGAAGGGCAACAAAAACUCGUAAAUGAUUUAGAAAAACGAUUGGCAGACGCCGAAUACAAACUUAUAGAAGGAGAGAAGCUGAGGAAAGAAUUACAUAAUACCAUUUUGGAACUGAAAGGGAACAUUCGUGUGUUCUGUAGAGUACGGCCUUUGUUACCUGAUGAGAGUUGCAGUACAGAAGGCAAGAUUGUAUCUUAUCCCUCUUCGAUGGAAGCUGCUGGACGAGGCAUUGAAUUGGCACAAAAUGGCCAAAAGCAUUCUUUUACAUUUGAUAGAGUGUUUGCACCUGAUGCGUCACAACAAGAAGUUUUUACAGAAAUUUCACAACUUGUGCAAAGUGCUCUUGAUGGUUAUAAGGUGUGCAUUUUUGCAUACGGUCAGACAGGUUCGGGGAAAACCUAUACGAUGAUGGGCAGACCUGGACAUCCAGGAGAAAAGGGCUUAAUACCUCGUUCGCUAGAACAAAUAUUUCAAACAAGACAGUCUCAGCAACCCCAAGGAUGGAAAUAUGAAAUGCAGGUGUCAAUGUUGGAAAUAUACAAUGAAACGAUCCGUGAUUUGUUGUCUACGAAUAAGUCCUCAUCAGAUGCGACUCGUGUAGACAAUGGUACUCCUGGGAAGCAAUAUACAAUCAAACAUGAUGCGAAUGGAAAUACACAUGUUUCUGAUCUUACUGUGGUGGAUGUUCAGAGUGUAAAAGAGGUCGCGUUUCUUUUAAAUCAAGCGGCAAACAGCAGAUCUGUGGGAAAAACACAGAUGAAUGAACAAUCUUCAAGAAGUCAUUUCGUAUUCACUCUUCGAAUAUACGGUGUAAACGAGAGCACGGACCAACAAGUACAAGGUGUUCUAAAUCUCAUUGAUCUUGCUGGGAGCGAGCGUCUUUCAAGAAGUGGCUCAACUGGGGACCGAUUGAAAGAAACUCAAGCGAUAAAUAAAAGUUUGUCAUCAUUAAGUGAUGUUAUAUUUGCAUUGGCCAAGAAGGAGGAUCAUAUUCCAUUCAGGAACUCAAAACUUACAUAUCUACUUCAGCCUUGUCUUGGCGGAGAUUCAAAGACAUUAAUGUUUGUAAACGUCGCCCCUGACAAUGCUUCAGCUGGAGAGUCACUAUGCUCACUCCGGUUCGCGUCACGAGUAAAUGCUUGUGAAAUCGGGACACCUCGCCGCACCACUACCAACGGUCGUCCUACUGAAUCUCGCUUGAGCUAUUUCUAAUCUUAACACAGACGAAAUCAUGAAUAUAUAUUGUUUAACCGGUUUGGAGGAGUCAAUUUGCCAAACCAAAAAUAGCUUUAAUUCUAAAUUUCUAACAUCAUCAUACAUAUAUAGCUUGUAAAGUGAGGUUACUAAGUAUGCAUUUAGUUAAAAACAUUGUCAUGUUUUAAUGGUACUAUUUUCAAUUCUGCUUAAUGUUGUAUAAUCAUAAUUUCAUUCCACUUACCUUACAUUAUAUUUAUCGGUAAACAACUAUACAUUUCUCA